CUGGUCGCAUACCUCUCCCUUCUUCGCUGAACUCAACUCAACCCAACCCUCUUCUUCUCCACUUCGUUCAGCCAUACACGCAAGACGAGAACCCACCCAGGAACCGAAACGAACACCGCAAAUCCAAUCCGCUCGCCCCGACCGAUCCCGCAAAGCCCUAGCCUCCUCGCCUCCGCUCCCUCGCCGCCUCGCCAAUCCGACCCGCGCGCGCCGCCGCCUCGUCGCAAAUCGGGGGAACUCGCGAGCGAGCGGACAAGAUCGGAUUUUUUUUAGCGGAGUGAUGGCGGGGGGAGGGAGCAGGCGCGCCGGCGCGGCGGAGGAGCCGAAGAUCGGCAGCGGCAACGUCUUCGCGGCGCUCGAGACGCUCAAGAAGAAGAAGAAGCCGGCCUCGGCCGCGGGCAAGGCGGCGAGGGAGCAGGAGGCGCCGAAACCGGAGGUGUUCUGGGCGCCCGCGCCGCUCACCGCCAAGUCCUGGGCCGACGUCGACGACGACGACGACUACUUCGCCACCACCGCGCCUCCGCCGAGGCCCGUCUGGGGGGACCACCGCGACGCCGGCGCCGCCAAGGACCGCGCCGCACCUGCCCUGGAAGAGGAGAUUGAGAGUGAAGAUGAUGGCCUUGAUGAUGAGGUUGAUGAUGAUGCUGAGGAUGAACAUGAGCAUGAAGCAGAAGAUGCUGUCCUUGCUGAACCAACAGUGAAAAAUGCUGCAGCUCCGCCUACACCGCCCAAAGAUACUGAAAGACAACUUUCCAAGAAGGAGUUAAAGAAAAAGGAACUAGCAGAGCUUGAUGCUGUUUUGGCUGAGUUGGGACUUGGCACGUCCAGCAAUUCCACUCAAGAUGAAUCAAAUGGUAAGAAAGGUGCAGAUCAAGCUGCCCAUGGAGAGAAAAAGGAAGAUGCACCUGCCCCUCCAGAGAGUAAGACCUCAAAGAAGAAAAAAUCUAAGAAAGAUAAGUCCUCAAAGGAGGCGAAAGAAACACAGGAUCAGGCUGAUGGGUCAGAAGAGGCUGCCAGUGUAGAACCUGAUGAAGAUACACCUUCAGUGGAUGUCAAAGAGCGCAUAAAGAAGGUAGCUUCAAUGAAGAAAAAGAAGUUGAGUAAAGAGAUGGACACUGCCGCAAAGAUCGCCGCAUCUGAGGCCGCAGCAAGGAGUGCGAGGCUUGCCGCAGCAAAGAAGAAAGAGAAGAGCCACUACAACCAGCAGCCUGUGCGGUGAACUGCCCAGAUUUUGGAAGUUUAAAGACUUUUUGAACUCCGAUAUCCCCUUGUUCGUUUUAGACUGGUGCAAUAAACUUUUUGAGAUGCUGUAUUUAUGAACAUUGGUGGAGGCACCGUCUUAUGCUCAUUUUGGGAAUUCUAGUAGAUAGGGGGCCUUCGUGUCGCUGGAUUCUGGAAAUGAUGUAAUGAGCUCCGAAUUCUUCGUCAUAGGAACCCUUUCUGACUGUUUGGAAAAUGUGGGGUAAUCGAUACCUAUCUUGCUUAGAGUUUUGCAAAUUGUACCCAAUUAUUGUGCCAUGGCAAUGACUUAACACGCACAUAGUUUACAUAUCC
Phragmites australis (common reed) is the source of this 1554-nucleotide messenger RNA. RefSeq lists its product as uncharacterized. Bases 281 to 1219 code for a protein of 312 amino acids. The transcript is spliced from 3 exons. NCBI's taxonomy places the organism in Eukaryota, Viridiplantae, Streptophyta, Magnoliopsida, Poales, Poaceae. The record is from RefSeq and is a predicted model, not a curated record.